CUCUGGGGUCCAGACAAGGGUCGCCAUGAUCCGAUUCAUCCUCAUCCAGAACCGGGAAGGCAAGACGCGCCUGGCCAAGUGGUACAUGCAGUUCGAUGAUGACGAGAAGCAGAAGUUGAUCGAGGAGGUGCACGCCGUGGUCACCAUCAGGGAUGCCAAGCACACCAACUUUGUGGAGUUCCAGAACUUCAAGAUCAUCUACCGACGCUACGCUGGCCUCUACUUCUGCAUCUGCGUGGACGUCAACGACAACAAUCUGGCCUAUCUUGAGGCCAUCCACAACUUCGUAGAAGUGUUAAAUGAAUACUUCCGUAAUGUCUGUGAACUGGACCUGGUGUUCAACUUCUGCAAGGUUUACACGGUGGUAGAAGAGAUGUUCCUGGCAGGGGAAAUCCGAGAGACCAGCCAGACGAAGGUGCUGAAGCAGCUGCUGAUGCUGCAGUCCCUGGAGUGAGGCGGGCCUCUGCCCAGCCCGGCCUGCUGGACCAACCUGUCUGCUUGUCCCCUGCCAGGCUUGAGGCCCACCCCAGUAGCCCCCUCCCAGAGGAAGGACCCCGCAGGGUCUAGGCCGCAGGGGAAGAGGCCAGAACCAACUGCCUCUGGGCCCUAUAUGGAUGGCAGAGGCCACCAUGAUGUCCCGAGUAACUGUGCCAUUGUCGUGUGAUGCUGUGAGUGUGUGUGUGUGCAACCCCCAAUAAACCUGUGGUCCUGCCU
Messenger RNA from Mastomys coucha (southern multimammate mouse), 714 nucleotides. Its product is annotated as AP-2 complex subunit sigma. Gene Ontology annotation, biological process: intracellular protein transport; clathrin-dependent endocytosis. Gene Ontology annotation, cellular component: membrane coat; intracellular membrane-bounded organelle; AP-2 adaptor complex. Lineage: Eukaryota; Metazoa; Chordata; Mammalia; Rodentia; Muridae. The transcript has a single exon. Gene Ontology annotation, molecular function: clathrin-cargo adaptor activity. Bases 26 to 454 code for a protein of 142 amino acids. The record is from RefSeq and is a predicted model, not a curated record.